Molecule: messenger RNA, 2175 nt
Organism: Trichomycterus rosablanca
Lineage: Eukaryota; Metazoa; Chordata; Actinopteri; Siluriformes; Trichomycteridae
Gene: tshr
Product: thyroid stimulating hormone receptor
Exons: 10
Coding region: 1-2175 (724 amino acids)
Biological process (GO): adenylate cyclase-activating G protein-coupled receptor signaling pathway; activation of adenylate cyclase activity; hormone-mediated signaling pathway
Cellular component (GO): plasma membrane
Molecular function (GO): thyroid-stimulating hormone receptor activity; protein binding; G protein-coupled peptide receptor activity
Source: RefSeq, a predicted model, not a curated record
AUGCAAACAGUCACAAUUGCACUUGUAACCAUCAUUUUAACUCUUAUCAGGAAUGUCACUGGAUGUCCUCAUGGAUGUGAAUGCUCAGACUGGACAACCUCUUCUGUUUUUUGUACUGAUUUAGCCGUCAUGCCUACAUUUCCUGACAAUACAAACACACUACACCUCUUUGAAACCAGACUGACCUCUGUCCCAAAAAAUACAUUUGACAACAUGGCAAACAUAUCAUUAAUUUACCUGUCAGUUGAUGUGACACUAAGAAGGUUAGAAAAGCAUGCAUUUCACAACCUGAAGAAAAUUACACACAUAGAGAUAAGAAACACCAGAAGCUUGACUGUCAUUGAACCUGAGGCCUUCAAGGAUCUUCCAAAUUUAAAAUACUUAGGUUUGCUCAACACUGGUCUUACCAUCUUCCCUGACCUGUCUAGCAUCCACUCUGAGAAUUCAUUGUUCAUGCUAGAAAUUACUGACAAUCUCUACAUUACUGAGAUUCCUGCAAAUGCAUUCCAAGGCAUUACCAAAGAUGUGCUUACUGUGAAUUUAUACAGUAAUGGAUUUAACAAAAUCCAACAUCAUGCUUUCAAUGGGACAAAACUAGAUGCCAUAUAUCUUCACAGAAACAAACAACUGACAGAACUGGAUGAUAACAUGUUUGCGGAAACUAUCAGUGGUCCAAUGUUCCUUGAUGUCUCAGACUCAGGCAUUAUUUCUCUUCCAUCAAGAGGGUUGCAUUCACUCCGGGAACUCAGAGCUCAGAACGUGUGGGCCCUCAAAAAGCUUCCACCAGUGCAGACCUUCAGACACCUUGUAAAUGCAGAUCUGACCUAUCCUAGUCACUGCUGCGCUUUCAAGAACCUCAAGAAAAAGAAAGGGUACCUGGAUUACAUAAUUUGCAACUUAACUGCCAUAUAUGACCAAAGCCAUAAGAGAUCAGUAGGAAUCCCUAAAAGAUCUGCUGCUCAGAGUGAUAUGGACAAAGACAUUGAUUCAAGUGACCCCACAUUCAGGGGGCAUUACCAAGCCUAUUUUGAAGAACACCUGACCUCCUGGGGAGACAUGAUUCAAGACUUCGACAGUUACUAUGACUAUGUUGUGUGUGAGGACGGACAGUCUGUGACAUGUUCCCCAGCCCCUGAUGACUUCAACCCCUGUGAAGAUAUCAUGGGUUUUAGUUUCUUGAGAGUGUCUGUUUGGUUUGUCAGUACACUGGCUGUACUGGGGAACUCAUUGGUGCUGUUUAUACUCCUCACCAGUCGCUACAAAUUCUCUGUCUCCCGGUUUCUCAUGUGCCAUCUGGCUUUUGCUGACUUGUGCAUGGGCAUCUACCUGCUUUUCAUCGCCUCGGUGGACAUUUACACACAAUCUGAGUACUAUAACCAUGCCAUAAACUGGCAGACAGGACCAGGGUGCACCCUUGCUGGCUUCUUUUCCAUUUUUGCAAGCGAGCUGUCUGUUUACACACUGACCACAAUCACUCUGGAGCGUUGGUAUGCCAUCAGUUUUGCUAUGCGACUAGAUCGGAAGAUACGUUUGUCCCACGCCGUUGUCGUCAUGCUCGGGGGUUGGCUUUUUUGCCUCAUGUUGGCCCUCAUGCCUGUGUUAGGUGUGAGCAGUUACCAAAAGGUGAGCAUAUGCCUGCCCAUGGACACCCAGAACCUGGUUGCCCAGGUCUACAUCCUAUUUGUGCUUGUCUUUAACAUAGUGGCCUUUGUGAUCAUUUGUGCUAGUUACAUUAAAAUAUACUGCGCAGUGCACAAACCCAACUACUCUUCAUCCAGAAAAGACACAAACAUAGCUAAACGCAUGGCUGUCCUUAUUUUUACAGACUUUCUCUGCAUGGCACCCAUUUCCUUCUACGCUGUGUCAGCUGCAAUAGAUCACCCACUAAUAACCGUAUCCAAUUCCAAAAUCCUGCUGGUGCUGUUCUACCCGCUGAACUCCUGUGCCAAUCCUUUUCUCUAUGCCAUCUUUACCAAGACUUUUCGGGGCGAUGUAUUCAUCCUGCUUAGCAAAGUUGGCCUGUGUGAGCAGCAAGCCCAAAUCUUCAGAGGCCAAACCAUCUCAUCCAAAGUAAACAGUGGAGGCAGACGUGGGAAAGAACAGAGAUCCCAUGAAGAGACCGCUCUUAACAUAAUCGAGUGUUCAGACCAUAACCACAUCACCUAUCCAAAAUGA